GACACUCGUGUUUCUUUAUUCAUGUCGCCACUCACAAUAUGGCGGACGAGCUCACGAAUCGUUACUACAUAGCAUUAAGCAAGUGCGACGUCUACUACACGUUUGUGGCACCAAACACUUAAAUUACACAGUUAUAUAAAAAUAUCAAUACGCAUUUUAUGUUGUGUAAUUUAUUGUUGACUUUACUAAAUAUGUUUAUGUAAUAUAUUCCAUAGGUGUGUUCUGCUCACGAUAUUUUGUUCCGACCUGUGUUACUGUAUUAUGGUUCCCCCUUCAUGUGUCUAACGUGAAGAAGCGAAGUGCCUUUUCGGUAAGCGGAUAAAAAUUGUUUAAUUCGUGCAUAUAUAUGAAUUUUCAGCAUGAAACUUACGCAAACGCUGGAGCUUUACCCCGACACCAGGGUGACGCAGAUGCUUUUUAAAAGCGUGAAAAAUGCAGCAGAACUGAGACAGAAAGCGGUGGAGGGAAAAAUAAAUGGUGCCCUCAUCAACCCGACAAUGCUGGUGGAUUCUUUCCAAGUGCUGGUGGCUGCCAAUAAAGCUUUUCAUUUACACUCCACUGGAAACAUGAAGACCAGAAGUCUCAACUCGGAAAUAAUUUUCAGCUUGUCACCGACAAACAAAAUCUCAGAGGCCUUCAAGAGAUUUGGGCUCUCCGACAGAGACGACUCGGUCCUGGUGGUGAUUGUUCAUGACAAAGACGAGAUGCAGGCCGUGGCGGACAUCACGGCCAUGGUGGACGGUCAGCAGCUUCCAGUGGACCAGGUUUCCUCACUGUCUGACUUGGAAAAGAUCAGAAAGCUGUACAAAGUCACGCCUCAGGAGGAGACAUGCGGCAGUCUGCUAGAUGCCGUCGUGUGUAGAAUGGCCAUAAAAGACGUCAUGUAGCUCCUGAAGACACAAGAGCAGCACGUGAUUGAAAAUCUGUUCUUUUCAUCCCAAAAAUGUAUUUAGGAUUAUUUUUAUAUUUUCAAUACCGUUUAUGACUGUGUACUCUCCUGGGUUCAGUAAAUUAUGUCACAGUUCACUAGUUUUUAUUCAGUUCUUCAGCCUGUUUUCUGGAACCAGUUUGGGGGGAAAUUUAAAUAGAAAAUCGUAAAAAAAAAA
Molecule: messenger RNA, 1106 nt
Organism: Poecilia latipinna (sailfin molly)
Lineage: Eukaryota; Metazoa; Chordata; Actinopteri; Cyprinodontiformes; Poeciliidae
Gene: tprkb
Product: Tp53rk binding protein
Exons: 4
Coding region: 360-887 (175 amino acids)
Biological process (GO): tRNA threonylcarbamoyladenosine modification
Cellular component (GO): nucleus; EKC/KEOPS complex; cytosol
Source: RefSeq, a predicted model, not a curated record